AUGGCCGCUCCGUGCGGAAGAUCUUCAAAGGCUUUAUGUGUGACUAUAGCUGACUCUGAGGAAUUGCACGAGUCUGAUCAGCUGGUCACACUCCAUAGGUUACGCUGGUUAGAUCGUGUACAGAGACCUAUUGCGAACGCCGUAACAAGCGUGAACGACAGCUCAUUACCACCACUUUGGGUUAUGGCUGCUGGAGAUGUGGGUGGGUACGUUUCCGAGUCUUCGUCAAAUGUUCCAUACUACGUGGAAGCUUUGGUCCCUCCCCUCAGUCCGACAACUAUCACUUGGGGUGAAAACCUGCUGUCUUUGUCACAGCUUCCUGGAAGGUCAUCUUCACACUCACCUACCCAUGUUCUUUCCCCGCGGAACGCACGGCUGUCAACCGAACCCACAUUUUCUCAAACGCAAGGGUUUAUCCCCGAUGAUGAUUCUAUGGAUCACCCCAACGUUUCUAUUGAGAAUCCCGUUUUCCCUCACUCAUCAAUUUUAAUCAAAAGUGGUGAGGAUGGCGGUUCAGAAAAGAGCGAACCGUCUUCUGAAAAUCCGGUUUACGGUAAUCGAUAUCUUUCUAUGGUUGGAGAGUCAUCGUGGUCUGACGCAAUCCUAAUUCUGGAUGACGGACAACGGGUGCCUGUCCACAAGUUUGUAUUUGCGGCCUGGGGCAUCGUUUCCUCCGUAUUUCCGAAUGGAACUUCCUCAUGUGCAGUAACUGGCAUUACCACUUCUGAAGUGUUUCAGCUACUAGCACUACUUUAUCGAGGAGACGAGCAAACGUUGUGCCAGGAUUGGAACAACCAAAGUCUGCUUGUUCAGGACAAACUUCGAAGUUGGGGAGUCCGGCCAUGUGCCGAAGCCAAGUCACCCCACGGUGUUGCAGAGGUUGGUUUCUCUUCAAAGAAACAGAACAGCCCUCUAAACGUCAAAACAAUACUAACAGACGAGCAAAUAGCUCACAUGCAAUUGCCGUCGACCAGUUUUCAUAACGGGUGUUCUGCAUCGGAAAUUACAACCCCGGUUGUUUCUGGAUCCAAUUGGCGUCAACCGGAACCGCAGUUUAGUCGUGACUUGUUCAGUUCACCUUGGGAAUCGAUGUGCAUUGUAUCCCAUCCGGCGGAUGUCGCAGAAAGUGCCACAGAAAAAUUGUCUAUGCGUCUCUCGCCGCCGGUUCUAGGUUCUGAACAACAGUGUCCUUUAAUUUCACCUGAACGAUCUCCUAAGAUGACCCCAGUGUUUGAUGAACAGCCGACUCCUUGCCCAUUAUUUAAACGACUGUGUGCAUCCAACACAACUCCGUCGCCGGAAUCAGAACCACCCAAUCAGCAGUCUUCCGUGACUUCACCUCCCAAUUCACCGUCCCCAGAAAUGGUGGUUAGUACUGCCACAUCUCACUUGUCUAAAGGCUUACAAGACAAAUCUUCUACCCGAUCACCGCCACACAUUCCUCAAGAUAUUAUGAGUGAUAUUAAUUUUGAAAGUUGGAGAUCUCCCCUCAGUACCUUUGGCAAUUCAACCCUACAUAAUUCACCGGUCACUCCCCUUCCAGAUUACAAGGCGAUGAUGACGCCCGAGCUAAAACGUGCUCUCUCGGCUUUUGGAGUUCGUCCUCUUCCCCGCAAACGUGCUGUGACUCUGCUAAAUGAAAUUUACCAUCAACUGCACCAAUAUACUACAAAGCCUCAGGCGGGCCCAGUGGACUCGCUUUCUGAGCAGUCGACCUCCACACGUACAUCCAAGCCCUCCCCAAUGAAGAGACCACGGUCGAAGAAACGCUCCAGUUCGCGUGUGACCCAUACCACAACAUCAGUCCAUCCUAAGAGAACGUGCAAAAUGAGUAACCCUGCUGUUUGCACCACAGGUUCCGUGUCAUGUUCAACUGGGGAAUACGGAUGGAGUGACGAUGAUGCUCCUAAUGACGUUGAUAAUCGUUUCGAAGUUAACGACGUAGAUGAUUCACAAAGAUUGGAAGUGACGGGACAGGUGGAUAUCAAGCGCUCCGUGAUCGCUUACAUACGUUCACAAAAAGAGCUAUAUAAAAAUAUCCUCACAUACACGCCAGUUGAAUUCUCAUCACUUCACUAUUUAUUAAAAGAAGCUGGGAUGCGUAUUAGUGCAAGAACAUUGAUGGAUAUUCUGGACGAACAG
Molecule: messenger RNA, 2142 nt
Organism: Opisthorchis viverrini
Lineage: Eukaryota; Metazoa; Platyhelminthes; Trematoda; Opisthorchiida; Opisthorchiidae
Exons: 13
Biological process (GO): meiotic DNA double-strand break processing; interstrand cross-link repair; resolution of meiotic recombination intermediates
Cellular component (GO): Slx1-Slx4 complex; nucleus
Molecular function (GO): enzyme binding
Source: RefSeq, a predicted model, not a curated record